AUGCUAUGGGUGGUGAACGCGAGGUCAUGUAAUUUUUGGUUUGACAACUGGCUGGGAAGUGGAGCUCUAUGUUUGAAAGCUAUGGUGAACCCGAUCCUCUCCUUCAAGGAUUUCCUCACUAAUGGGGACUGGAACGGUGCUAUGCUGAGGCAAUAUAUACCGCAAGAAUGCAUCCCUCUAAUUCUACAACACCCGGUCCCAAAUGGAGAUUGCCGAGAUGAGGUGGUAUGGAGCCAGACGGCUUUGGGAAAAUUCACGUUGGCAUCGGCAUUUCAGGAGGUCCGUCAGGCUUGGAAUUACCCCGUCUUACACUCUCAGGUAUGGCAUCCUCGGAUUCCGUUGAAAGUUCUAUUCUUCAUGAUGCGUUUAUUGUUGGAAAAAUUGCCUUUAACUGAUGCCUUGCGGAGGGUUGGAGUCCAAUUGGCUUCAAAGUGCUUGUGUUGCCAGGAGGGCGCGAUUGAGACACUGGAGCAUGUGUUCGUGGAGGGUCAGGUUGCAAAGGGUGUCUGGAGUUAUUUUGGUAGGAUUUGUGGGGUAACACAACUUGGCUCGUCACUAUGGCCAUGGCUAACGGCUUGGUGGCCGUUCUCUCCUCGGCAUAUGGUAAGAAGGUUCCUCUUCUCGGUUCUUCCCAGUUUUAUAUGUUGGCAUAUUUGGAAGGCUCGGAACGUUGCAUACUACGAAGGAAGGCAGAUGCCAGUGGAGAGGAUUUGUCAUGCCAUUUUUUUAGAUGUGAUAGGGGUGGUUGAGAUUCAGUUUAACCAGAGGCUUGGGGUGCACACAUUUCUUCAGCUAUAUGAGUGGACAACUCAACAACCAUCGGUUUAUAGUUUUCACCUGGUGUGGUGGAAGGCGAAAGAGGCGGGAUUGCUAACACUAAAUAUGAAUGGAUGCUCCAAGGGAAAUCCAGGAGUGAGUGGUGGUGGAGGAAUACUUCGUGACUCAUCAGAAUUACCAUUAUUUGCGUUCUCAGCUUACUUUGGGAAACUUUCGAGUUUGCGUGAAGAGGGAUUGGCCUUGGCAAUGGGGCUUCGUUUCAAUGCCUUAGUGAGAACAUCCAGAGAAAUGGGAGGAUUUGAUCCAAAGACUGCAUUUGCAAUAGUAUUGAUUCACGGAUUUUGGCUGCUGAAACCAGCAAAGGCAACAGCAUUCAUCUUCCCAACAUUAAAUUGGAAGUGA
This is a messenger RNA of Coffea arabica (coffee), 1179 nucleotides long. NCBI's taxonomy places the organism in Eukaryota, Viridiplantae, Streptophyta, Magnoliopsida, Gentianales, Rubiaceae. The record is from RefSeq and is a predicted model, not a curated record.